This is a messenger RNA of Gryllus bimaculatus (two-spotted cricket), 401 nucleotides long. NCBI's taxonomy places the organism in Eukaryota, Metazoa, Arthropoda, Insecta, Orthoptera, Gryllidae. The record is from the annotation of a GenBank genome assembly.
AUGAAAGUGUAUGAAGCGAAAGCAAUUAGGAGAUGCUGCAAGUCAUUGCGACAAGAUAUAAAAGCAGGGUAUCGUUUGGAAAGUGGCACCGACCCUAAUGGGACUCAUCGAGGCGUUUUCGUGUCGCGGGGCCCUGGUCUCAUUCAAGACAACGUGUACUCGAGUGGGGCCACAAUCACUGACAGCCCCUCGGCGAUACUCGACUGUGAACCUCUGGCCCUCUCUCCGCUCACGACACUCCAGGUACUUGUCCCAUUGCAUCGAACAAGCCAUUUGCUCAGGAAUGCCAUGCGUUUCUUGAGAGAUAAAACAAAAAUAUUUUUUAUCAGGUUAACGAAUAAGCAAUGUGUUCAUUGUAACGUGUUUUCGAAAUUAGUAUAUUCUAUUUAACUUGUCAGAUA